This is a messenger RNA of Lethenteron reissneri (Far Eastern brook lamprey), 3523 nucleotides long. Its product is annotated as zinc finger X-chromosomal protein-like. NCBI's taxonomy places the organism in Eukaryota, Metazoa, Chordata, Hyperoartia, Petromyzontiformes, Petromyzontidae. The record is from RefSeq and is a predicted model, not a curated record. Gene Ontology annotation, molecular function: metal ion binding; RNA polymerase II cis-regulatory region sequence-specific DNA binding; DNA-binding transcription activator activity, RNA polymerase II-specific. Gene Ontology annotation, cellular component: nucleus. Gene Ontology annotation, biological process: regulation of transcription by RNA polymerase II.
GCCCCGCCCUCCGUGACGUCACCGCUAGUCUAACCCCGGCCUGGGCCGGGCUCGGGGAGGCCCCGCGUCUCCCCUGCACUCUCCGCGCUCUCCCCUCGCCUCGCUCUCCCCUCGCCUCGCUCUCUCCGCGCUCACGGCCCCACGGAGGCGCCCUCAGGCCGUCCCGAAUGAGCCGUGGCCAUGGAGAACGAGGAGGACAGCCUGAGCACCGAGCUGCAGUUCCAGGAGGAGAACGUGGUCACCACGGUGAUGGGUGAGGAGGAGGAGGAGGUACAUGACGCAGUGGCAAUGUCUCCGUGUCUGCUGACGCCACCGCACGGGAGCCUUGCGACUGAUGCGGUGACGAAGCUCAGCUCAUCGGUCACAAUGAAGCCGGCCUCCGCCUCCCAGCAGGAGGAGGAGGAGGAGGGCACGUGCAAGGGUUUCCUUCUGUACAGCGCGUCGUGCCACACCAGCACGGGCCCAGCCACCGCCCUGACCAGCUCCCCCAUGCUCACCACCCUCGCACUCCCACACCUCCACUCCUACCCGGCCCCUCCAGGUGGCAGUGUCACGGUGGACCACAGCGACGUGAUGCCCGAGGUCUCGCUGGACAGUGCUGGCUCGCUCGCCCAGCAAGACAAGAUGGUCUACAUGGCCGUGAAGGACUCUGAGCCAGAGGGGGAGGAUGUGAGGAGCUGUGUGGACAUGACGGACGAGGUAUACAUGGAGGUGAUCGUGGGCGAGGAGGAGGAGGGCGUUGCUGUGGUAUCGGAGUCGCCCCAGGGUGACGUGGCGCUGGGCUGUGACUUCCUGCCUGUGCCGUGGACGGUGGAGUACACCACAAGCCCGAAAGUGGCUGACGGAAAUGGAGACUUGGGGAUGCCGGCACAGCCGAGCAGUGCGGCGUUAGUACCGGCACUGGUACCGGCGGUGGCGGCGCGGGGAGCAGUGCACAAGAAGCGGGACGGACUUGGCGUGUCUGGUCAGCAGCAGCAGCCAUCCACAACCAUAAUCAUCGGCACCAAUGGCAAACCAUUCCACGUGCACCCGUGCAGCGUGUGCGGCAAAAAGUUCAAGACGCGGGGCUUCCUCAAGAAGCAUAUGAAGAACCAUCCGGAGCAGACCACCCGCAAGAAGUACCGGUGCACCGACUGUGGCUAUGGCACGGGCAAGAAGGCGAAUUUCCACAGCCACCUCCAGAGCCACCGCCCGGCGCUACUGCUACCGGCGACGAUGGCUGCGGCAGCCCUGGGUGGUUCGCGCCAGCACCGCGCCGAGAUGCACAAGUGCCGCUCGUGCGACUACGAGACGGCCGAGCCGUCGCUGCUGAGUCGCCACCUCGUGGCCGUGCACAGCAAGAGCUUCCCGCACCGCUGCCCUGAGUGCGGCAAGGCCUUCCGUCACCCGUCGGAGCUGAACAAGCACGUGCGCAUCCACACGGGUGAGAAGCCCUACGCCUGUGCCCUCUGCAACUACCGCAGCACCUGCGGCUCCAACCUGAAGGCUCACGUGCGGUGCAGGCACGGAGGGGCCAGCGCCGCGCUAAUGCCACCGCCACCACCACCACCACCAUUGUCAUCGCAUCGCCGCGGCAACAAGUGCAGCGUUGGACUUCUGUCGGACGGUGAAAGCCGGCAACGGCACUGCCGCACCGCCGCCGCCGCGGGCGCCGGCACUUUCCACUGCUACCACUGCGGUCACGUGAGUUUCAACAGCAACGCGCUGAAGCGCCACGUCAUCUCGAUGCACACCAAGGAUUUUCCGCACACGUGCGCAGUCUGCGGUAAAGGCUUCCACCUGCCGUCGACGCUGCGCAAGCACGCGGCGCGGCACAAGGACCGGCGGCCGCUGCACGAGUGCCGGCACUGUGGCUUCCAGAGCGGCGACCCGUUCGCGCUGAGCCGGCACAUCCUGUCGGUGCACACGAAGAAGGAGGAGGAGGAGGGGGAGGAGGAGGAUGCAGCGCUUGUGUGUAAGCGCUGCCACAAGUCGUUCCGGCAGAGGGGUGAGCUGAAGAAGCACAUGAGGAAGGUGCACAAGUGCAAUAAGCUGUACGAGUGCGAAUUCUGCGAUUACACGACGAGCGAUGCGUCGGGCUUCAAGCGCCACGUCAUCUCCAUCCACACCAAGGACUACCCGCACCGCUGUGAGCUCUGCGACAAGGGCUUCCGACGUCCAUCCGAGAAGAAGCAGCAUGUCCUCAAGCAGCACAAGGACGUGAAGCUGUACGUGGUGCAGCAGUCGGUGCCGCAGUAGCGUUGCACUCGGUUAUCACCCUUCCUCCUGUCUCCUCCGCUCUGUGAGUGGAGGUGGAGUUUGUGAUCUGGCCAGUGGUGCCAACUCAUGAUUUGUCGCAAGGAAGAAAAAUCUUGCACACAUGUGGACUGUGUAAUGCGUUCCAACGUGCGAUUGUUUCUAGAAGUAUUUAAUUCGCGUUAAUAACGUUACGCUCUGAGACUUGCAACGAGAUGGCAUCCCAGAAUAUCGCGUCGGUGUGAAUCUGCAGGGGCUGCUCACAUGAACAGAGUGAACGCUCUGCAUUCUGGAGUGACUGAGUGGUGAAUGCAUACCGGUUGCACAGGUUUGCCUGGUUGUUCUCCUGCCCCACUGUCUGGAGGACGCAUUGUUUCUAACAACAGCACAAAGCACAAUCGGGGCCGUAGGCCAGCAUGGGUGAAAGGUACUGAUUAUGCCUCAUGCAGUGGAAGCGAAUGUCCAGUUGCCAGGUUCCUCCACUGCUAGCUGAGACUCGGUUUGGCUGCCCCUGCGCAGGCAUCGGGAGCUCACCGAGUUGUGUCCCAUGAUGCCGUGCGGCCUCAAAAUGAGAGAAACUCAUGUGACCAGACCUGGAGAUCAAUGACAAUUGUAACUGUGCAAUUGGUAGUGAAUUGCAAUCAUAAUGUAAUAGUAAAUAUUUUAAGUUAACAUUGCUUUUGUAAUUAUAAUUCACUCCAGGUUUUCCAUGUGACAGUACUUUGACAAAUGAACUGCUAUUAAUCUGUUGCAGACACUUUAAAUUCAGAAUCUUUAAAGAUAAAAUAACAUGCAUGUUGUUACUGACAUGUGUAGAGAGUGGUUAGCAUGGUACUGCACUAUGAAUCCGGGGACCCGAGUUCUGAUUACCUGCCAUGGCUCACAUUUGUGGUGAGUGACGUGUGAACUGGUUCUGAGCUCAUCACGCUUCAACUGUGUGGAAUGUCCGUCUCCGCACAGGACGCACCUAUCCCUGCCCUUGCAUACGUGCAUUUGUUGUUGUGCGAAUAAUGCUGCGUCUUAUUUUCAUAAGCUCUUACUACGAGUGAAUGCUUACACGCAGUAUGGAAGAAAUAUAUCAAAUAUAAAGGGUUAACUCUUUUUUUCCUCCGAUUGAGUUUUAUAGCGUUUGGAAAUGUGUGGAGACUUUUUAAGGGCUCGAUGACUUGAAUGAACCCUAAAUCAGUACGUUUUACCGCGGACACGUUUAAAUGUACAUAAUGUGUAUACGCAUAUCUCUAUAUAUGUUUGUGUGUUUCGUAAUAAUAAAUGUGGAAUUCCCAAUCCA